AUGUCCAAUGGCCCUACCCCUAAAUAUGCCCCUGGCCAUCCUCCAGUUCUCCAACAGUUAUCGGAAAAUGUAACCAAACCAAACCAACGACUACUAUUCGACUACCAAUCAACUAAUAACCAUGAUCCAGGGUCCCGAUUCACCGCCAUGUCAUUAGGCCCUACCAGAUCUUACGAAUUAUCAACUACCAAACCAACAACACAGAAUCAUCCAACUGAACCAAUCUACCAACUACUACGUCUCAUCAACUACCUAGUUUGCAAUAUCAGCAAUGAUUGGAAGCGAACGUUAACUUGUCAUCUACUAACAACUACCUAG
Molecule: messenger RNA, 318 nt
Organism: Lottia gigantea (owl limpet)
Lineage: Eukaryota; Metazoa; Mollusca; Gastropoda; Lottiidae
Exons: 2
Coding region: 1-318 (105 amino acids)
Source: RefSeq, a predicted model, not a curated record